GACCCUGUCGCUAAAUUUCACAAGGGUUUGUCGUUGCAUGCGGAAUUUGCUCGAUCGUCUUCCUUAGGGUUUUCGAUUAAAGAAGUUUUCCUAUAAAUGGAGAAGGAAGAGAACAACUACUCGACUCCUUUCCUGCCACCUAGCUUUAACGGUCUGGAUUACACCUUAGACCACCAUCAUGAUGAAGAUCAGCAGAUGAUGAGCACCUCCCAUGUCGACCAGACUAGUUCGAGUCAUGAAAACAACAACAAUGGUAUGGUCAAUUACCUGAUGAAUGAUCAUCACCAUGAUCAGCUUCAACUUCAACAUCAACAAUCACAGCAGACGCAACAUCCUCCUCCGGCAGGGUUUGGUGGUGCUUCAACUACUUCUUUUGAUAAGCUGAGCUUCGCUGACGUGAUGCAAUUUGCGGAUUUUGGACCCAAACUAGCCUUAAACCAGACCAAGAUCUCAGAAGAAGAAUCCGGGAUUGACCCGGUUUACUUCCUCAAGUUUCCAGUCUUGAAGGACAAUAAGUUGAACGACGAUGAUGAUCAGUCUCUGAUGGCUCCGCAGCAGGAUGGACCAGACAGUCGUGAGGAAGAGAGAUUUACAAAAUCCAGGGAAGAAGAGGAAGCUCAAGGGGUUUCAGGUAGUACUAAUCUGGUGCAGCUCCGGUUCCUCGGAGAUGAUGUUCAAAACCCUAGAGGACUACCGGAGCUGCCAAAGAACAAGAGGAAACGACCAAGAAGUAUUAAGACGAGUCAGGAAGUCGAGAGCCAGCGGAUGACUCACAUAGCCGUCGAGAGGAACCGAAGGAAGCAAAUGAAUGAGCAUCUUCGUGUUCUCAGGUCCCUCAUGCCCGGUUCAUAUGUACAAAGGGGAGAUCAAGCUUCUAUCAUUGGAGGAGCCAUAGACUUUGUUAGAGAAUUGGAGCAGCUCCUGCAGUGCUUAGAAUCACAGAAGCGGAGAAGGCUUUUAGGCGAAGGGCAUCCUCCAAGACCAGUGGGAGCUGAUUCUGCUGCGGCUUCUAAUAUGGUGGUGCUACCUUCACAGCCAGAUCAUCAAGGCGGUGGUGGUGGCGUGCCGUUCUUUCCGGUGCUAAAUCCUAAUGAUCCAAACAAAAUCGUGGACUUUGAAACGGGGGUCCGCGAAGAAACUGCUGAGAGCAAGUCGUGCUUCGCAGAUGUUGAAGUAAAGGUUUUAGGUGGUGAUGCCAUGAUCAAGAUUCUUUCUCAGAGAAGACCAUGCCAGCUAAUUAAAGCCAUUGCUGCCCUUGAAGAUUUGCAGCUUAAUAUUCUUCACACCAACAUCACAACCAUCGAACAAACUGUUCUAUAUUGCUUUAAGGUUGCAAGUGAAUCGAGGUUCACGGCUGAAGAUAUAGCAAGUUCGGUUCAGCAGAUAUUCAGCUUUAUCCAUGCAAACACCGCCAGCAUGUGAUGCACUUACAUAUGAUGAAUUGAUGAUGAUGAUGAG
This is a messenger RNA of Argentina anserina (silverweed cinquefoil), 1458 nucleotides long. RefSeq names its product transcription factor FAMA. Gene Ontology annotation, molecular function: protein dimerization activity; DNA-binding transcription factor activity. The transcript has 4 exons. Gene Ontology annotation, biological process: positive regulation of DNA-templated transcription; stomatal complex development; guard cell differentiation. NCBI's taxonomy places the organism in Eukaryota, Viridiplantae, Streptophyta, Magnoliopsida, Rosales, Rosaceae. Bases 97 to 1422 code for a protein of 441 amino acids. The record is from RefSeq and is a predicted model, not a curated record. Gene Ontology annotation, cellular component: nucleus.